Clarias gariepinus (North African catfish) is the source of this 1256-nucleotide messenger RNA. RefSeq names its product aquaporin 7 (gene aqp7). NCBI's taxonomy places the organism in Eukaryota, Metazoa, Chordata, Actinopteri, Siluriformes, Clariidae. Gene Ontology annotation, molecular function: water channel activity; urea transmembrane transporter activity; glycerol channel activity. The record is from RefSeq and is a predicted model, not a curated record. Gene Ontology annotation, biological process: water transport; glycerol transmembrane transport. The transcript has 6 exons. Gene Ontology annotation, cellular component: basolateral plasma membrane; plasma membrane. Bases 143 to 1114 code for a protein of 323 amino acids.
CUGUACAGCUAGCCACAUGAACUCUUAGGGGAAGUGCACAACAUCUGUGACUGUAGCCCGGGUAACAACAGGAACACACAAAGAGUUGGAUUUGUAGGUCUAAUAAGAAGAAAGGGAAGGACAAGAAAAAGAGGACACAAGCAUGCUGGAGGAGGGGAAGGUUGAGCAGCCGAAUAAGGCCGGGAGACGAGCCAUGUGCUGGAUUAAGAAGAAGCAUGUUCGAGUAGGCCUAGCUGAAACACUCAGCACAUUUGUUAUGAUGGUGUUUGGCCUAGGUUCUGUUGCUCAGGUGGUCACAGGAGGGGGCGUUUUUGGAGAUUACCUGAGCAUCAAUCUGGGUUUUGGUCUUGGUGUAGCAAUGGGAGUGCAUGCUGGCGGGAGAGUGUCAGGGGCUCACAUGAACGCAGCAGUGACGUUUACUAUGUGCGUUCUUGGCCGUCUAAGCUGGAAGAUGCUUCCCCUUUAUGUAGGCGCACAAUUUCUGGGCUCGUUUAUUGCUGCGGGAACAGUUUUCACUUUGUACUAUGAUGCCAUAUACAACUAUUGCGGAGGAAACUUCACAGUGAUUGGCCCCAAAGCAACGGCAGGAAUCUUUGCCACUUAUCCAGCUCCUUAUCUCUCAAUACAAGCUGGAUUUUUGGACCAGGUGCUUGGAACUGCCAUGCUGUUGCUUUGUCUCAUGGCUUUGGCAGAUAAAAGGAACCAGCCUGCUCCAACUGGUGGUGAGCCUGUGGCUGUUGGAGCUCUUGUAUUGCUGAUCGGAGUUUCUAUGGGUAGCAACAGUGGGUACGCCAUCAAUCCGACUCGAGACCUGGGGGCAAGAGUCUUUACAGCAAUUGCAGGCUGGGGAUUAGAUGUUUUCAGGGCAGGUAACAGCUGGUGGUGGGUACCCUUGGUGGCACCAUUUGUUGGCGGAGUAACUGGAGCUUUAAUAUACAAAGUACUUGUUGAACUGUUUCAUCCCAAAGAUAAGGAUGGAAAAUAUGAGCACGGUAGCUCAUCAGAGUGCAUUCAACUAAAUGAGUGCAAGAAAGACAGUGAAUACCACUGGAACCAUGAAGACAAGAGAGAGGAGCUUGAGAAGACCCAGAUCAACACAGUGCAGUCAGUCUAAUGGUGAAGAAGCAAUAAUAUUAGCUCCUGGCUUGUCCAUCAAACGGAUGAUUGAAACCUGCUUGGAUCUUGGAAAUGUCUUCAAAAAACUUCAACAGUGACUGCUAUGAACAGUCAGAAUGAAUUGAAAAGACGGAACAAUU